Molecule: messenger RNA, 2377 nt
Organism: Hyla sarda
Lineage: Eukaryota; Metazoa; Chordata; Amphibia; Anura; Hylidae
Gene: BEST3
Product: bestrophin 3
Exons: 11
Coding region: 338-2305 (655 amino acids)
Molecular function (GO): chloride channel activity
Source: RefSeq, a predicted model, not a curated record
CUUUGUCUACAAGUCAAGUCUCUACUGUCCCAACCAAAGUCAUAACAGUCGCACAGUGGCCUGCAUCAUCAUUAUUACCACUACAAAUCCAAGCAAGCCUGAGAGGUUCCCUGUGUCCCGGUCACCUCUGUGCUACAAGUGAAAAGGACUCUCUUCCCUGCUGUGUUCAUAAAGCUGGUCUCCAGGGACUCCUCACUCCUCCUUGAGAAGAGACACCAUAACCAGCAGCAGACAACUGGGACUGUACCAAUACUGACAUUCACAAUCCUUCUCUAACACAAGGACUCAUCGGGGAUAUUGUUCGGAUUCACAUAUCAGAAGGAAAACCUGCUAGAAGAUGACAGUCACCUACUCCAGUAAAGUGGCAAAUGCCACAUUCUUUGGGUUUCAUCGACUGCUGCUCCGGUGGAAAGGUAGCAUUUACAAAUUGCUCUACAGGGAGUUCCUAUUGUUCAUCAGUUUAUAUACCACAUUGAGUGUUAUAUACAGAUUUUUUCUUACAGAUUCUCAAAAACGCUAUUUUGAAAAGCUAUCACUUUACUGUGACAGAUACGCAGAACAAAUCCCAGUAACCUUUGUGCUAGGAUUUUAUGUCACCCUUGUUGUGAAUCGAUGGUGGAAUCAGUUUGUAAAUCUUCCUUGGCCUGACCGACUUAUGUUACUCAUCUCCAGCAAUGUGCAUGGAAGAGAUGAGUAUGGACGACUGCUUCGCAGGACACUUAUGCGUUACGUGAAUCUUACAUCAUUGCUUAUUUUUCGCUCUGUUAGUACUGCAGUCUACAAAAGAUUCCCAACCAUGGACCACGUUGUAGAAGCAGGAUUUAUGACAGCAGAUGAAAGAAAAAUAUUUGACAACCUUAAAUCCCCACAUCUUAAAUACUGGGUGCCAGUGGUUUGGUUUGGAAAUAUAGCUUCAAAGGCCAGGUCUGAAGGAAGAAUUCAUGACAGUGUUGACCUACAAUUAAUGUUAAAUGAGAUGAAUCGGUAUAGGUCCUGGUGUGGUCUCCUCUUUGGUUAUGAUUGGGUUGGCAUUCCUCUGGUGUAUACACAGGUAGUAACACUGGCUGUGUAUACAUUCUUUGUUGCUUGCAUAAUUGGACGUCAGUUUUUAGACCCUUCACAGGCGUAUGCAGGACAUGAUCUGGAUCUCUAUGUUCCCAUAUUCACGCUCCUGCAGUUCUUUUUCUAUGCAGGCUGGUUAAAGGUGGCUGAACAACUCAUUAACCCAUUUGGUGAAGAUGAUGAUGAUUUUGAGACUAACUGGUGCAUAGAUAGAAAUCUACAGGUUUCCCUCAUGGCUGUAGAUGAAAUGCAUUUGAAUUUACCAAAGAUGGCCAGAGACAUCUACUGGAAUGACACUGAUGUACGGCCACCAUACACACUUGCAGCUGCUGACUACUGUAUUCCUUCAUUUUUGGGAUCAACAGUCCAAAAGGGACUUCCUGACUCUGUGUUUCUAAGUGAAGACUGGCUUCUUGACGAAGAAAAGCACAGACGACAACAUUCUGUUAUAAGACGAGUAAAGAGGUUUUUAAGUGUUCAUGAGCAUCCUGAGUCUCCGGUCAGAUCUGCAUUAAGUCGACAAGGAAGUGAUGCAUCGAAUAUGUUUUUUCCUGCUGAACCAACUUAUUUUGGUAGUUAUCAUGAAAUGGCUCCUCGAAGAAACCACCUAUUACAUGUUAAAAGACGUGAAUCUGCUGACAGAAAUGCUAAGCUAGGUAUUCCUAGGGCAGAUCUAUCUGUUAUUCGGGAAUCUAGCAGAUCCCCUGGAUCAGACAAGCAGCCUUCUAGUGACAGUAACAAUACACCUAGUUCCCCUCUACAAGUGCCUCAAGUUGUGGUUACAACAGCUUCUGAAACAGUAGUACAAAAUGACGCUAAAUAUAAGUCAGCUCCACACAUCAACACAUAUAAAGAAGAAAAAGCUGAAGAGAAACAAAGUGAACAGCAUCCUAUUGAUCUUCUUUCCGAAGGAAGCAACCAAGAAGACUUAGUAAAGAAACAAAUGAAUGUAGAAAAGGAGAAAGAAGGAAAGACCACAAAAAAAGAGCAGCUGUCUUCCCAUAGAUGGAGUGAAACAGUGUUCCCAGAACAAAGUCUUCUUUUAAGUUCACAACCACUAAGGACAUCGUUCCCAAACAUCCCCCUUUCUUUGACUUUACAGAAUGAAGCAGCUGUACAAGAAAACAGCUCCAAUGUAAGUGCACCGCAAGGUCCAUCUGAAGAACUGUUACAUAUACUGGAACAUAUCAAUGCUAAGGAAACUGAUAUAGUGGAAUUUCACAAUGAAAAGAAAGAAAAGUAACACUGUGGUUGUCAAUAAACUAUUUGGUAACUCUCAAACCUUAAUAAAGAGAAGAAAGGUUUUUACAAUUCA